AUGAAUGACGUUUCCCAAAAGGCAGAGAUUCUUCUUUCUUCAUCUAAACCUGUCCCCAAAUCCUAUGUGCCAAAACUUGGCAAGGGUGACGUAAAGGAUAAGUUUGAAGCCAUGCAGAAGGCCAGGGAAGAGAGAAAUCAAAGGCGAUCUAGAGACGAAAAGCAAAGAAGACAAGAACAAUAUAUUAGAGAGAGAGAAUGGAACAGGAGAAAGCAGGAGAUUAAAGAAAUGCUUGCUUCUGAUGAUGAGGAAGAGAUUUCUGCUAAAGUAGAAAAGGCUUAUGUCCCAAAGUUAACAGGGACGGUUAAAGGUAAAUUUGAUGAAAUGGAAAGACACAGACAGGAAGAGCAAAGGAAGAGAACGGAAGAGGAGAGAAAGCGCAGACUUGAACAGGAUCUGCUGGAAAAGAGGAAAAUACAGCGCGAAUUAGCAAAAAGAGCUGAGCAGAUUGAGGACAUAAACAAUACGGGAACCGAAUCCGCAUCAGAGGAAGGAGAUGACUCACUGCUUAUAACAGUGGUGCCUGCCAAAUCGAACAAAACAUCUGGAAAAAUACAGAAUCCUGAGGAUCUGGACAAAGAGCAAGGGAGUGAGAGGCUUAACCAUGAAGAUGAUAAAAGAAUAAGAUAUGAAGAAGAGGGUCGAGCUCUCAAGGAAGCAAAGUGUCUGUCAUUCGUCAUGGAUGAUGAAACUGAGGCCAGAAAGGGAGCCCAUUUUCCUGGAAAACUGAAAUUAACUUUUGAGGAACUGGAGCGGCAGAGACAAGAACAUCGCAAGAAGCAAGCAGAGGAGGAAGCAAGACGGCGCUUGGAAGAAGAGAGGCGCGCCUUUGAGGAAGCAAGGAGGCACACGGCAAGUGAAGAUGAGGAUGAAAACCAAGAUACGGCAAAAGUUUUUACAGAGUACCGCCCUGGAAAACUCAAGCUCAGUUUUGAAGAAAUAGAAAGGCAAAGGAGAGAAGGUGAGAAAAGAAAAGCAGAGGAGGAGGCCCGGAGGAGAAUAGAGGAAGAGAGGAAGGCAUUUGCUGAAGCAAGGAGAAGCAUGGUAUUAGAUGAUGAUUCCCCAGAGAUAUAUAAAACAGUUUCCCAAGAAUCUCUGAUGCCUGGAAAACUGGAAAUUAAUUUUGAAGAAUUAUUAAAACAAAAAAUGGAAGAAGAAAGACGACGAACAGAGGAGGAACGAAGGCAUAAACUGGAAAUGGAAAAACAGGGAUUUGAGCAACUGAGACAAGAAAUGGGAGAGGAGGAAGAAGAAAAUGAAACUUUUGGAUUGAGUAGAGAAUAUGAAGAAUUAAUUAAAUUAAAAAGAAGUGGUUCUAUUCAAGCUAAAAAUCUAAAAAGCAAGUUUGAAAAAAUUGGACAGUUGUCUGAAAAAGAAAUACAGAAAAAGAUAGAAGAAGAGCGAGCAAAGAGGAGAGCAAUUGACCUUGAAAUUAAAGAGCGAGAAGCAGAAAACUUCCAUGAGGACGACGAUGUUGAUGUAAAGCCUGCAAAAAAGAGUGAAUCUCCCUUUACUCAUAAAGUGAAUAUGAGAGCCAGAUUUGAACAAAUGGCUAAAGCAAGAGAAGAAGAACAACAAAGGAGAAUUGAAGAACAGAAGUUACUACGAAUGCAGUUUGAACAGAAAGAAAUUGAUGCAGCAUUACAGAAAAGACGAGAAGAUGAGGAAGAAGAAGAAGGGAGCAUCAUUAAUGGUUCCACCACUGAAGAUGAGGAGCAAACCAGAUCAGGAGCUCCUUGGUUCAAAAAGCCUCUAAGAAACACAUCAGUUGUUGACAGUGAGCCAGUCAGAUUUACUGUUAAAGUGACAGGAGAGCCCAAGCCAGAAAUCACAUGGUGGUUUGAAGGAGAGAUGCUGCAGGACGGAGAAGACUAUCAGUACAUUGAAAGAGGCGAAACUUACUGCCUCUAUUUGCCAGAAACUUUCCCAGAAGAUGGAGGAGAAUAUAUGUGUAAAGCUGUCAACAAUAAAGGCUCUGCAGCAAGUACCUGCAUUCUUACCAUUGAAAGUAAGAAUUAAUUGGCAUUUGAUCGUUUAUUUUAUUAAGGAAAUAAAUGGGGGAAAAUAUCAUUUUUCUUCUCUUUUUUUUAGUGGAUGACUACUAGGCUUCCUUCUCUCCUUGGAACUCUCUCUCCAACUCUCUUGCUACAUCUCUGUGGAGGGGCCAAAGGAGAACAGAGGUGCCACCAACUUGACCUAAUACUCUUUCCCCAAAUCUUCCAAAUAGCUGAUCCAAAGAAUGCCUUUUCCAAUGCACAUUUGGGUUACCAUGUUGUGCCCAGUCAAAAUGUAGUUGACAGGGAAGGGAAAUGUACUCCUUCUGUAUGAACCUAAAGCAAAUGCUUUGUAUCUUCCAUAUUUAUAACCAUUAUGUUUAAAGUAUACUGUUUGCAUGAAUAAAUGGAAUUUUUACACCUAAAGUUAGCCAGAGAGGACAGUGAAACCGGAACUGCUCCACUGUCCUCUGUAGCCCAUAACUGCUGUGGACGCCAGUCUUUCUGAAGAUACACUGACAAAGGAGGACCGCUGGAAAGAAAAACCCAAGCAGGAUUUUUUUCUCCAAAACUACUAAAUCAAAUUUGAUAGAAACCAACGUUUAAGCAGUGUUCCAAGUGUGAUAGAUAUUAACGUGUGUCUCAAAUGUAUAAUGACCAUACUGAAGUUUAUGCUGUGACCUGACUGAAUAAAUGAUACUAUAAUGAGAAAAUAUUAGUAUUCCAUGUAGGAACAAAUGUGGCUUUUUUUAAAAACACAGUUGAAGAUUUCAACACCUAAGAGGAUUAGA
Molecule: messenger RNA, 2785 nt
Organism: Arvicola amphibius (Eurasian water vole)
Lineage: Eukaryota; Metazoa; Chordata; Mammalia; Rodentia; Cricetidae
Gene: Nexn
Product: nexilin F-actin binding protein
Exons: 12
Coding region: 1-2019 (672 amino acids)
Biological process (GO): mitochondrial fusion
Source: RefSeq, a predicted model, not a curated record